This is a messenger RNA of Scomber japonicus (chub mackerel), 1164 nucleotides long. RefSeq names its product surfeit locus protein 1. The transcript is spliced from 9 exons. The record is from RefSeq and is a predicted model, not a curated record. Gene Ontology annotation, biological process: mitochondrial respiratory chain complex IV assembly. Gene Ontology annotation, cellular component: membrane; mitochondrion. Bases 98 to 1012 code for a protein of 304 amino acids. Lineage: Eukaryota; Metazoa; Chordata; Actinopteri; Scombriformes; Scombridae.
UCCCCCUCUGAAUGGAAACAUGGUUGUUAUGUAGCUGUUCUGUAGGAGGUCGUUUUAUCCAUUUUGAGCUCAGUUUUCAUUGAUGUUUUGAUUGAGUAUGGCGUCUCUAAAAGCUGUGCUGGCUUACACAACCAGGACGAUCAACACACUGAGGAAAAACACGCAUGUUGUUUUCAUCAAGAGGACUCUUCUCCUGCCCAGAUUGCCUCUCUUCAAACCAUCAAAUGGCAGGUUAGUGAACUUGCGACAGUCCAGCUCCACAGCAACCGAAGCAGCCAGCGGAGAAGACUCUUUCCUCAAAUGGCUUCUGCUGUUGAUCCCAGUCACCACCUUUGGCCUCGGCACGUGGCAGGUGAAACGACGCCAGUGGAAACUGCAGCUGAUUGACGAUCUGAGAAAACUCACAACUGCGGAGCCCAUUCCUCUUCCUCUUGAUCCUAAUGAGCUGAAUCAGCUGGAGUACAGACGGGUGAGAGUGCGAGGACAGUACGACCACUCACAGGAGCUCUACAUCCUGCCGCGUUCACCAGUCGACCCGGCUAAAGAGGCCAGAGAGGCGGGAACGCUGUCGUCCAGUGGAGAGACGGGCGCUAAUGUCAUCACUCCGUUCCACUGCACUGACCUCGGCAUCACGAUCCUGGUGAACAGAGGAUACGUUCCCCGACAGAAGAUACGACCAGAGACCAGGAUGAAGGGACAGGUGGAAGGUGAGGUGGAAGUGGUCGGGGUCGUCAGGCUGACAGAGAUCCGUAAACCGUUUGUACCGAACAAUGAUGCGGACAGAAACCGAUGGCAUUACCGCGACCUGGAGGCUAUGUCCCAAAUCACAGGAGCGCAGCCCGUUUUCAUCGAUGCUGACUACGCGAGCACCAUUCCUGGUGGACCGGUCGGUGGACAGACGAGAGUCACACUGAGGAACGAACACAUGCAGUAUGUAAUAACAUGGUAUGGCCUGUGUGCAACGACCUCUUACAUGUGGUAUGCAAAGUUCAUCAAGAAGAUUAAACUGUGAAAUGAUGACAUGCAGUGAAAUUAUUGGACACCUCGUCUGAAAUGAUGCAGGGCAGGCCUAUCAUGUGUUUGAUUUGUAAACAUCAGCCUGCUGCAAAUAUUCAAAUGUGUAAAUAGAUAAUUAUUCUCCUGAAACAUGUACUUGAGAAUAUU